AUUGCCGCGUACGGCUGCAAAAGUUUUUUGUUUUGUUAAUUUAACAUUUCUUAGCUCGCUGCGUUUUCCGUGUUUUAAGUUUUAUAAUGUGUAGAUUCGAAUAUCAGUACAAACGUAGCAUUAAGUUAAAAACGAGAUUGGCCAUUACUGGUUAACAACAACAAAACCGACUGAUAAGGCAGAAGGGGAUCCAAGCGAAGAAAUUAAACGCAUUGGAUUGCAAUAUUUGCUGGCCAAGCAAGCAACUGAAAGUAUAACAGCAGAAGGAGCCACCAAGAAGUCGAAUACACAUCUCUAAAAUGGUGGACUAUUAUAAAGUUUUGGAUGUGGCGCGCUCAGCUACAGACAGUGAAGUCAAAAAGGCAUAUCGAAAAUUAGCUCUGAAAUGGCACCCAGACAAGAAUCCCGACAACCUGGACGAGGCCAACAAACGCUUCCGCGAGCUUUCCGAGGCCUACGAAGUCCUGUCUGAUGCACGUAAGCGAAGGAUCUACGAUGCUCGUGCUACGCUGCACAAAUCCUCGGCCACCGGAAGCAGCAGCAACACAAGCUCCUAUUCCCGUUAUCGUAGUGGGAGCGGUGGGACCUCGUCCUACGGUCGGGACUACGACUACGACUACUAUCCGGGCCCGGGGUACGGUUCGGGCUCCGGCAGGCGGUCCGGCAACCGCUACCAGGCCUUCACCUUCCGCAACAUUUUCGAGGGCACACCGUUCCACAAGAUGUUCGAAAAGAAGCGUCGCAUUUACGAUGAGUACGGCAAGGAUGGACUGGGUGAACGUGGCCAGAGUCGAUCGAAUGCCCGCCACCAUUAUAAUACACACGAUUUCGAUGACUUUGAUAUUAUGGGCGGCUUUCCGUUUGUUUUUCGCCCGCCCGAAGAAGUAUUUCGUGAGUUCUUCGGCGUCAACUCUCCCUUCGCCGACUUCUUUAGAGAUGCCAAUGGAUAUUCAAAUGGCAGCACGAGCGGUUCGAGUAGCAGUCGACGCCAUGGUGGCAGCAGUGGAUCGUCUCGCCACCAUCAUCACCACCAGCACAAAUUGGCCAGUCCGUUCGGGGCACCUAUGCUCAACUAUUCGAUGAUGGACUUCUUUAUGCCCACCAGCGGCUUCACCUCGUUCUCGUCAAUGACAAGCGGCAAUGGAAGCAGUGGUCUUAGCCACACCCCUAGCGAUGGUUUCAAGCGUACCUGCACCUCGACGGUGUUUGUGAACGGCAAGAAACUGAUGACCAAGCGGGUCGUCGAAAACGGCAAGGAAACUGUCUUUUCAUAUGAAAAUGAUGUCCUUAAAUCAAAGACUGUGAAUGGAGUUUCCCAAAAGCUCUCUUCAAUAGCUAAUUAAUAAAGCCAACACAUAAAUAUAUAUAUAUAUAUCGAUAUCAGCAUCAGCACUGGCGAUUGCCGCAACAACAAUAACAGCAACAAAAAUCAACAAAGAAAAAGUCAUAAAUGUAAAGCAGAACAUUAACAAACCAAGAACUCGGAUUUCUUAAAUGCUUCGAUAUAUGAUACGUUUAACCAUUUUGUUCUACAUUAGAAUCUAGUUACUUUUAAUGGAACGAACAGCAGUAUAAAUGGAUUAGCAGCCAGCGUAGGACCAAGCCAGAGCUCACCAACAGGAGAAGCAGCAGGAGCAACCAUCCAUCUACCAGAUUCAACUCAAGGAAUAAACGACAGACAGAAUUUACAAAAAUUCCUCGUGAUAGCUAAUUUUCGAAAUUUAAUGUUUGAGAGUAGUUUUGAACAAAGCUGCUCAACAGAAAACAAAUAACAUCGGUGGAAUAAAGCCAAUACCAUCGGCAGCAGGAUCAACUAAAACGCAACUGUAAAUGCUAAGCGCUUAAGCAAUUUAGCCGAUAAGUUGUAGGGCGGGCCAGACUUUUAAAGCUGUUCGGAGAGUGUGUGUUUGGGUGUAUAUCUUUGGGGGAUAUUAAUUAUGUAUUUUUCGUGUAUGUAUCGUUAGUUACUUAAGUUGCCACAAUACUUACUAGGAAAUCAAAAAUCAAAACUGAAAAACAAUUCAAGAAACAAGCAGAUAAACGAAAUUUAAAUUAAUUCAAAUGUGGCUUUGCGUUCAAUUUUCUGUACAUUGUAAAGGAUAUGAACAGAACAACAAGCAACAUAUAAAUCUAAAUCUAAAUGUUUAUAGAUAUUUCAUAACCUAAACAUUUUUAUUAAUUUUAAUGCCGUAUCCUAGCGUUUAGUCGUUUUUUAAAUGCUUAAGACUAUUCUCACAUAACCUGCAAAACGAAUUCGCGGAGAAAAUUAAUCGUAACAUAAUCGCCCAUAAUUUAAUACCUUGUUUUAGCAGAGCCUCCAUAAUGAAAAUAAAAGAAAAAAACAAGAAAAUAUAAAUAUAAAACAAAAGUGAAACCAUUAA
Molecule: messenger RNA, 2381 nt
Organism: Drosophila eugracilis
Lineage: Eukaryota; Metazoa; Arthropoda; Insecta; Diptera; Drosophilidae
Gene: mrj
Product: dnaJ homolog subfamily B member 6
Exons: 7
Coding region: 300-1343 (347 amino acids)
Cellular component (GO): nucleus; cytoplasm
Molecular function (GO): protein folding chaperone; protein-folding chaperone binding
Source: RefSeq, a predicted model, not a curated record